Theileria orientalis strain Shintoku is the source of this 762-nucleotide messenger RNA. Its product is annotated as co-chaperone protein. Gene Ontology annotation, cellular component: PAM complex, Tim23 associated import motor. The record is from RefSeq and is a predicted model, not a curated record. The transcript has 2 exons. The coding region runs from base 1 to 762 and encodes 253 amino acids. Lineage: Eukaryota; Apicomplexa; Aconoidasida; Piroplasmida; Theileriidae. Gene Ontology annotation, molecular function: protein-folding chaperone binding; protein homodimerization activity; adenyl-nucleotide exchange factor activity. Gene Ontology annotation, biological process: protein import into mitochondrial matrix; protein folding.
AUGAAAGUAAACAUAUACAGCCCAGUUUGUAACAAUUUACUAAAAAAUAUCGGAUAUUCGUUGUUAAAAAAGAAUGGAGUUGGUGUUAAGAACAUCAUAAGAACAAAUGUGGAAACAUUCUAUAGACCGAGCACCUCAGCAUAUAUAAACAGGAGAUUCUUUUCAGGUGUAGAUACCUCUAAGGAAUCGAGGGGAAAGUUAGACAAAGAUUCCGAAGAGAAAACCGAAAAUGAGACAAUGAAUGAAACAGAUGAACAGGACCUAACUCCAGAGGACGCACUUAGACAAGAAAACAAGUCGAUGAAACAGAAACUGUCAACACUGGAGAAUAAGCUGAAGGAGCUUGAGUUGAAGUAUAAGCUGAGCCUGAGCAACUGCGACAACAUGUGUAAAAUACAUAAGAAGGAGCUGGAUAACGCGAAGGUGUACGCAGUGACGGACUUCGCGAAGGCGCUCCUGGAAGUGGCGGACACGUUCGAGCUGGCGUUCCAGCACCUGAAAAACUCAGAGUCCGAAGGCUCGGACGACUUCGUGGACGGCAUUAAAAUGACGGAAAGCCUGCUCCAGCAGACGUUUGAAAGGUUCGGAAUUGAAAGAUACGAAAGCCUCAACGAGGAGUUCAACCCGCAGGUCCACGAGGCAAUGUUCGAAGUGGGAGACAAGAACAGCCACAACAAGGUGAUCCAGGUGGUUAAAAACGGAUACAAGAUAAGCGGCAGGAUCCUGAGGCCGGCUAAGGUAGGAGUGUCCAAAAGGCUAUAA